CAGUGCAAGGGGCGGAACUUAGGAGAACACGACUCGCCUUGUUGUGUGUAUUCCCGUGCUCGCAUCGCCAUCUUGUUGCAAUCCUAUUUUUACGUAUGCAAGGAUCUACCUUUCGUUCUGCUCUGUUCAAAACCACUCGUGUUUUUUUAAAAGACACGAGACGCUCAGGUGCGAGGGACUAAUUGGCGCUUCCUCGCGGACACCACCCAGCCUCGCUCUUUUUCCGCCUCUGUCCCAGGCACCGGGUCGCCGUGCUGAGCAUUUACGCGCAAUGAGCAUCGACACACUUUUGGAGGCGGCCAGGUUCCUGGAAUGGCAAGCCCAGCAACAACAGACCACACGUGAGGAUGAUCGCAAAGACAAGGGCAUCAUCAAAAAGGAAGCAGAACCAAUUCACAUUGACCUGGUGAACUCCUCCUCUCAGCCAAUCAGAGCAGGUCACAUCACCUGGAGCGAUGACAAAAAACGGCAGCACCACUCCCCUGUCUCAGCCGCUCCCCCAUCUCUGGCGCCCCCACAGGUGCCAAUCGCUGUCAUCCCCAUGGUACCGGUCGUCACAGCAACCCCCUCCGUCCCACCUUUGCCCCUGACCACGCCCAUUCCCACAGCUGCCACGCCUCUCAACACCUCCUCUCCGCCGGCCAAAAAACCCUGUUCUCCUCCCCAGCAGAACCAUCGGCAUCUCCUCUGUGCAACCCAGGUGAAAGUAGAGCCGACCCCAAUUGCAUGUGGGAAGCCCGGGCAGCCUCAAGUCCAUAUCCCAUAUGCAGCCUCCAUGAACGGACCAACAUCACAGCACCCCCUAGUGGCGCACCAGAUGCAGCCUGCACUACAACAGCAGCGGCCCAAUGGUGUGGCCAUGGAAGAUAUGAGGUUGGUCCAAGGGAAGAGGAGGCCAGGAGGAGCGGGGACGAGAGAGGUGCACAACAAGCUGGAGAAGAAUAGGCGAGCACAUUUAAAGGAGUGUUUUGAGACUCUGAAGAAGAACGUCCCAAAUGUUGAUGAAAAGAAAACGUCCAAUCUCAGUGUCCUCCGCAGCGCCCUUCGUUACAUUCAGACCCUGAAGCGUAAAGAGAAGGAGUAUGAACAUGAAAUGGAGCGGUUGGCGCGGGAGAAGAUCGCGACUCAACAGCGUUUGGCCGAGCUGAAGAACGAGCUGAGCCAGAACAUGGAUGUGGUGGAGAUCGACAGAGUGCUGCGUCAGACCAUCCAACCUGAGGAUGACCAGGCCUCCACCUCUACUGCCUCAGAAGGAGAGGAGAACUUUGAACAGGACAUUGAUGAUGACAUCCCGCCUCCUCCCGCCACCACCUCUGCUCUUCUCAUCAAACCGGCACCACCUCAGGUCCUCCAGGCCCAGCCACUGCUCGCCCCUCACCUCUCCAUCCAGCACGCCGCUCUGCCUCUGUCCGGGGUCCUGACCACGCCCACGGUCUCCUCCGCCCCGACCCCGCAGCCCAUCGCCCCCGCCCCUGCCCCCUCCGCGCCUGUGGUCACUGCGGCUCACCCCAUCCAAAACUCCGCCGUGCAGGUCCAACCCACCGUCAUCGCACACGCCGCUGUCUCCCACGCGUCCGUCAUCCAGGCCGUCAAUCACGCCCUGCCGACCAACCACAAACAUCUGACUCACAUCGCGCCGUCGCCAGGUCCUGCCCCAGCCGCUACCCCUCAAGCAAUCACAGCCGCCCCCGCUACCCACCAGCCAAUUACGGCGCAGCAAAUCGGACACAUCACAGUGCACCCCGUGGCUCACAUAGGGGCGCAGCUCCAGUCCCAUCUCCCGACUCUGUACCCGCAGGGAGUGGCUGUUUCCCAGGGGGCGAUGGUGGGACACAUCACCCACACGUUCACCCACCACACCCUGCCCCACGUCCAGGCCAAUCCCCAGGCUAACGCUAGUGCUCAGGUGAACGGCGCUACAGUGGUUAGUCAGGGGAACCAGUCUUUAGGAAAGCCCACAGCAGUUUUGGCACCGCAUCCUCAGCUAGUGGGACAAGCAGCUGUUCUGAACCCGGUCACUAUGGUUACUGUGCCCACCUUCCCUGUCAGCACUCUCAAACUUGCCUAAAUGAACAGAAAACUGACAGUGUUUUUCACACUCCACAGAGACCUUUAUCAAGAAAUGGGACAAACAGCAAAUAUUUCAUUAUAUUUAAACAGUGGCAGAAAACCUCAAGCCAUUGUUUAUGAAAAUAUACAGGUGCAUCUAAAAAUUACACUAUUAUGGAAAAGUGAGUAUUUCUGUAGUUUAAUUUCAGAAAAGGCACAUAUUCAGUGUGCACGUAAUUCAUAAUGAUACAGGUAAAUAUUACGGACACCCUUCCUGUCCCCUUUAUUUGAAGUAAACACAAAUAAUUCAAGCAUUUAUUUAGAUUAUAUAGUAGAAUAUGUAACCAAACUGUGCUAAAUUUGGGACUUUCUUUUAAGCUCUUGCCUUUCAUUAUCAUUACAAUGCACAGGGUAUUUUAUUUUACUAAAUCAUACACUUACAUUUAAUCUUUACACUUUGAAUUGAAUUAAUGAACCGCAUUUUCUUUUCCACAAAUAAUUUUUAGAUGCACUUUUAUGUUUUAUUUUUGUUGAUUUUUUUGUUUCCUUUCCUAAAGCACUAACACUAUAAGCUCCCUUCUCACUCAGGCAUCAAGGAUGUACCGUAUUUCCUCCACUCACUGAAGGCAAAGAAAUGAAAAAUAGUAAUAUUCAUGGGACACGUUUUUGUGCAAAAUCUUGACACAAAUGUUUCAAUGAGCAGUGAAUUAGGUCAGUGGUGCCACAACAACAAACUGAUUCAUAAUGGUAACCAAAAUGUUCAUGUUUGUCUGUGUUAAAGUCAUGACUAAAUAAGCAUUGUCAGUGGUAUGGUAUGUGAAAACCAAAGUGUUAAUUAUCACUUAAUAGCCUGAAAACCCCAAAACCACCACCAAAACAAGGAAUAAAUAUACUUUUUGGAAAAAUGACAAGCCCAUUGAUCUGAAUCUAAGAAAAUUAUAGGCUUAAUAUCUUUAUAAUUGGCAUAACAUUGAAGCCACUACAUUCUGGACAUUUGACGAGCUGCUUUCUGUUUACUUAACACGUGGUGUACAAGGUGUUACAAGGAAGUUACGUUUUGUAAAACAUGGACUUUGUACUGUUAUUUAACCAAAACCUAUUGACUGUUGUGUAUAGGUUACAAUGUUCAAAGCUGACUUAUGGUUUUUCGGCAAGAGGAAAUGCACACCCCUGUACUAAUUGAUAAUGAAACUACUAUAAAACCUGAAUAGUUUUAAAAUGAUUUUGAUCAUAAGUUGUAAGGGUUGCAUGGUAUAAAAACAAUUUGACUUGAAAAUGUUAAUAUCAUUAAAACAGUUCUUACUAUAAUGAUUUCCUAAAAAGAUCAUUGCAUCUUAGUAACUUAAGGGCAAGACCAGACAAGAACAAAAAUUGGACCUAAUUGUUUCAUGUCUAUUUGAAAAGAGCAAACAACCCUCCAUUAUGUACUUGGUUACCUGGAAACAGAAUGACAUCCAACCACAGGCUUAUUCCAACUUAACUUAUAAUAAAUCAGACUUAUUGUUCUUCUCUUGAACUUGAUAGUAUUUAAAAUGUAGUACUGUAUAAUUAUAUGUGUGAAGUGGCUUAAAACUGCUCUUUAAACAUUCAGUGACAGGUUUCCUUUUGUCAUUGGGUCAGGUUACCCCACUAAACAUGUCUCACUUACCCUGUUCAUUUUGAUGCAACUGCUCCCCCUGCUGCUUCACCCUGGUAUCAUGCAGCUUUUACUGGCUAAGCGAGGUCUGGACAGUGUCUUUUCCAAUUAUAGUCUUUGCAAAAACAGACAUUGAAACAGUGGUUGGUUUGAUUAUUCAAUGUGGUCAUCUCUAAGGACAAUAGUUUGCUUGGUGUAAAUUGGUAUAACUGAUUCUGCUAAAUUAUCUACAAUCUUACAGAUGCUCCUUAAACAUGUAUCACUAUUGUUCCUCUGCAUUUAAUGGAACAAAAAUAAACAUGGCAUGUUAGCCUGUAUAAUUGAUUGAGAUAUUAACUCAGCAACAUCUUGAGCCAAACUAUUAGCUUUUUUGUAACAUAUUUAUGCCAACCCUGCCACUAUCUGGAAAAGAAAUAUCAAAAUUUCAAAAUUCACAAAUUAGACAAGUAUUUCAAUUUGAGAUUGUAACUUUUCCACAAUUUUUGAGCCCAAGUAAAAUUUAUAAUUAAAAAAGAUAUAUUUAAGAAUUUGGAAAACGUGUUGUGAUACCAUUCUUUGUUGGUGUGAUUGUCAAGCUUACAUCACUGUCUAUUGAGUCCAAGUUAUUUACUCCUAUUAUUUCUGUGUAAUGUUAUUCUGCUCCCCUGUAUGUUAUGUACCUAUAUGUAACUGUAUCCUAUAUGCUUUAUAUUAUGUAGUAUAUUAAUCCUACUGUAGUGUAGCAUGGCUGUACUUUUGGGUUAGUUUUGCCCCUUUGUGCAUGACGCGUGUGUGAAAAAGAGAGAAAGUGUAGCAAGUAGAAUAUUUUUUAUACAAAGGUGAUACUGGUAUGAGCCUAUCGUGUGUGCCUACAACUACAACUCAGAUUUCCUCAACACUGUGACAACAAGCUUCUGGCAAAACACGCUCUCUAAAUGUGCAAAAUGAAAGAGCCGGAGAUUACUGUUGAAAAUGUUUGUAAAUGUUUUUUUUUUUUUUUUUAGUGCACAGUGUAACUUUUCUGGUGAGGGGGUCCACCAUCUGUUUAUCUCUUUGGACAUGUAAUUGCCUAAAUCUAGAAUGUUCCACAGAAUAGCAGUAAACUUGUGUCUUGCUUGUAACCACUACAAGUACUUAAAUUGCUAAAGAAAACCACUAAGAAACUUUCUUCUUAGUGUAAGCUGGGUUGUCUCUCCACACUUGCUUGUAAAGAUUGAUAGGUUUAAUGCCAUACUGUGCAAUAUUCCAGUCAAACCAAUAACAUUUCCAUUAAGACAAGUAAGUGGUGAACUCUUGAACAAAACGUUACAUAAUGCCCUUUUGAGUUGUUGCUUUUGUGAGUUUGACUGGGCAGAAAUUAUAAAAAAAAAAAAAAAAAAAUCUAAAAAACAAAACAAAACCUCUUGAUGACCCCAAUAUUCAAAUUGCGUUUUGUAAAAUUUGUAUGUAUGGAAAUUUUGUACAUUUGUGAUCGUAUGCACGUUUUUGGCAUAUGAGUGUAUGUAUCUAAAGGUAAACACAAAAAUGCUUGUUCCUUUUAAUAUGUUUUGCAUGUAGAAGGCUGUUGAGUUUUGACUUUUUGUUUGUACGUUUCUUUUUGGGACCAUGUAUAAAACUGUACAACGUGGGCAGGAUCUAGGACCUCAUGCAACAUUGAUAUUAUAUAUGAAUAUAACGUGUUUUCCCUAUGGAGAAAGUUUAAGUUAUAUAUCGCCUGUACACUUUGGGCUGCCUUUUAGAUCUAACUGUCCACUGUUUAAGAUGACAUGAUGAUGAAUACAGAUAUUAAUGAAGAAUUAUGCUGAUGGAUUAAUAAAGAUUCUUAUUACAUUUA
Messenger RNA from Boleophthalmus pectinirostris (great blue-spotted mudskipper), 5498 nucleotides. It is a transcript of the gene mntb, whose product is annotated as MAX network transcriptional repressor b. The transcript has 6 exons. The coding region runs from base 272 to 2068 and encodes 598 amino acids. The record is from RefSeq and is a predicted model, not a curated record. Gene Ontology annotation, molecular function: protein dimerization activity; DNA-binding transcription factor activity, RNA polymerase II-specific; RNA polymerase II cis-regulatory region sequence-specific DNA binding. NCBI's taxonomy places the organism in Eukaryota, Metazoa, Chordata, Actinopteri, Gobiiformes, Gobiidae. Gene Ontology annotation, biological process: regulation of transcription by RNA polymerase II.